Arctia plantaginis is the source of this 864-nucleotide messenger RNA. NCBI's taxonomy places the organism in Eukaryota, Metazoa, Arthropoda, Insecta, Lepidoptera, Erebidae. The record is from the annotation of a GenBank genome assembly.
AUGGUGAGUUGUCGAAGUGUUAAGCGUGUGAGCACCAUGCAUGUCUGCAUCACCCUGCUGUCGCUUGUCACCUGUUUCAACGGUUUACACGCAAUAAAAAUAGUGAAAUUAGUAGUGCCAGAGAUAAUUCAGUAUGGUGUACAAGAUUCCGUAAUAUUAGACUGUGACUAUACAUAUGGAAAUAAAACGCCUGGACUAAUGGUGAAAUGGUUUUUCAGAAGCAAAACGAAACCAGUGUAUCAGUGGAUAGUGUCACAAAAACCACAGGAUAUAGGAGUUUUAAGGGGGCGGGUGGAUUUAAGUUAUAAAGCGUCUGACGAUCCACUAAAAAUGUACAGAGCGUUAAGAAUAGUUAAAUUAGAUACUGAUAUAUCGGGUGAAUACAUAUGUGUUGUGUCAACGUUUAUUGAUGAAGACUUCAAGAGUAAACAUAUGACUGUAUUCGUGCCAGAGACCAGCUUCCGGCUAAUCCAGAACAAGACUGAUGACGACACGGUCAACGUCAUCUGUGCCGCGGACGGUGCCUUCCCAGCGCCGAACCUCACAAUUGCAACACCAGAGAAGCAUCUCCAAGUAGACCACAAGGUGAAAGUGGUCAAUGGAAGAUAUUCAGCAGUAGCGUCGGUGACAUUAAACGACGCAGAUCUGCCGUCGCCGGCGGAAUUUAUCUGUACACUCAGAAUACCUCAAGCAAAGUACGCUGUAAGAAAAGAAGCUAUUUAUUAUCCAGGUCCAAUCAGCACUACACCAGAGAUGCCUACGGCAGCAGAUAUGCAGUUUGCGGCAGAUAGUUCUACAGAAUUACACAUCUACACCACGCUCGUGAUAGCUUUAUCAGCAUUAGCUCGCAUCCUCAUUACAUAA